Musa acuminata AAA Group (dessert banana) is the source of this 4375-nucleotide messenger RNA. RefSeq lists its product as uncharacterized. The record is from RefSeq and is a predicted model, not a curated record. The transcript has a single exon. Bases 256 to 1488 code for a protein of 410 amino acids. NCBI's taxonomy places the organism in Eukaryota, Viridiplantae, Streptophyta, Magnoliopsida, Zingiberales, Musaceae.
UCAUGUAACCGAGUAAAAGCAGCUCAAUCUGUUAAAGACGCCAUUUUUAUCUCCAACCCACCCCUGAGUUGUUCCCCAAAACUCUCACUUUUCGCCCGUUUUCAUCUCAAAAGUCCAUCUCUUUGUACAAACCCUCGCAUUCCGUUUCUGUUUGAUCCAUUUUACCUAUGCUAAGCGAUUGCUGCAUCACCGAAUUAUUCGAAUCUUGGGAUAUCUAGGGUUUUUUUUUUGGCUCCGAUCGGGAGGCGGGCGGGCAUGAAUAAUCCGAUUUUGGGCGGUCCCUUGCUCCCAGGAUCUGUUGCCGGGUUCGACUCCUCCGUCAAUCAGCUCCACCCCCACUUCCGCUCGAUCGCCGCCGCUGCGCCGUCAACCGCCGGCCUGGACCCUGACCACCAGAUAGGCUCGCUCUUCGCCCCCUCCUCUGGGACCACCGCCACUAGCGACGACGAGGACCACUUCCCGGCUCCCGCUGGCGACGAGAAUGACCAUGAGUCCCACUCCUUGCCCGCUUCCGAAGCCGGCGGGAGCAAAAAACGCUUGCCUUGGCAGCGUAUGAAGUGGACUGACGAGAUUGUGCGGCUGCUGAUCUCGGUGGUGGCAUAUGUUGGGGAUCAUGAUGACGGUGCUCUGGAAACCUUUGACGGGUCGUCAGCAGCAAAAAGGAAGCACGGGGCCACGCUCCAGAAGAAGGGCAAGUGGAAGACUGUGUCGAGGUUGAUGCUCGAGAAAGGUUGCUAUGUCUCGCCCCAGCAGUGCGAAGACAAGUUCAAUGAUCUCAACAAGAGAUACAAGCGUCUGAAUGAGAUCCUUGGACGAGGGACGACCUGUCAAGUUGUCGAGAACCCCCUCCUUCUGGAUUCGAUGCACCACAUCUCUCCAAAGGCUAAGGACGAUGUGAGGAAGAUCUUGAGCUCGAAGCACCUUUUUUACCGGGAGAUGUGCGCCUAUCACAAUGGGCAGAAGAUGCUGAAUUGCCAUGAUGUCAAUUUGCAGGUCUGUCCAGUCCCAAAACUCGCCCCUCCCAGUAGUCUUAUGGAGGAUGAAGAGGAAGACGAGGAUGAGGGCAAUGACAUUGGGGAUCAUGAUGAGUGGAGCUAUGAACUGGGGAAAAAGGGCUAUGAGAGCUUCAGGGUUGAGAUAGAUGGAGUACUUCGGGACACAACAAAGUCACCAUGGGAGCAGUGGGAGUGGUUUAAAAGACGUGCAUUGCAGCUCGAAGAAGAGAGGGUGGAUGUUGAGGCUGAGGCAUUGGAACUGGAGAAGCGACACUUCAAGUGGCAGAGGUUCCGGACCAAGAAGGAUUGGGAGCUUGAGAGGUUGAGGCUGGAGAAUGACAGAUUGAGAUUGGAGAACGAGUGCAUGAUAUUACAGGUGAGGCAGAAGGAACUGGAACUGGAUAUCAGAUGGUCUAGAGACCCACUGGAUUCUAGUGGUCGAAGGAUGGAGGCGGAGCAGGUAAGAGAUCCAAUGGAGUUAGUGAUGUUAUAGUAAGAUAUUGUCCUCUUUUUUAACUGUUUGUGUUAGUAGAGAGUGUUGUCUUUUUUAGUUUUGCAUGUUGCCUUUUGUAGUUAGGAAGGUACUAUCUGUAGGUCUUAUUUCCUAUAACUGCUGAAGUAUGCCCGCAAACUGAUUCACUUUUACUGGCUGACCAUGUACUUCAAUUCUUGAGGUGUAGCAAAAAUCCUGUAAAAGUGAGGAUCACCUGCUAUAUGAAUUAUGUACCUUUUGUUGGUUGGAGGCAGGAUAAUAUUUUCGCAUGCUAAGCACGGUGUAACCAGCAUUUAUAUGCAAGGGACAUGAUAUGUAUAGCUUAAUCAUCUGUCGGAUUUAAUUAUCAUAUUGUACUUAUUUUAAAAUGUAGCCUGACUUAAAUAAAAUUCUGAUAUAAAAUCUGCUCUUUGUUCUACCUGCUUAGAUUUUUGCUUUUUGAUAAGAACUGAUUUGAUUAAACAGCUGGUGAUUGUUGUUUUAGUUGCUUUGUUCUGAGCCUUGAAUUGAAUUGCUAAGUACAGACGCUUCCAACACAGCACCCAUGUUUUUGACCACACCAAUAACUAGUAUGUUAGUUCCUUUGUCACUGGAAUUGGAUCAUUUUGAAUAACAAGUGAGAAAGGAAACAGCUGCUCUCAGUCUUUCUGAGUACAUUCAAAUAUAUUUGUUUCAUGGAUCAGACAGGAUGCAGUUUAGUGAAACUUGUGGCAGUGAGUCAUUGUAACAGACCUAAAAUUGGUAAGUCAAUUCUUUCACUCAAAAUGCUUCUCUUAAUGCAAAGAUAAUUUGGUGUCACUAUAUAUAACUUUACUAGGUCUGAGUGAAAUGAAUUGCUGUGAUACUCUGUAAGCAGCAGCAGCAACAGGUCUCCUAAUAUUUAGGUUUCCUGUAUACAUUCUCUAAACCUUUCAGUUUCCACAAAGUAGCAUGUUGCUUUUUCAAAUUGGGUUGUUCAAGCUGAGAAAAUAAUGGAAUUCUAGAGCUUGUUUAACGUCAGUGAAAACAUUGGUGGCAACUCAGAAGCUAAAGAAGAUGGUGUUGGAUAUGGUGCUUUUUAAUUAUUCUGAGUUUAGAUUUUUUGUAAGACCAAGUAGUUGGUGUUUUGGAAAGCUUGAAAAAUUUUAAAUUUUCCGGCAAUUGCCUAUUUUUUGUUAUCUACUUAUCAAUUGAAAAGUGGAAAAGGAACAAUUGUCCUUUUCAAUGAUUGGAGGCUCCAGAAUCCCAACAGUUAUACUUUUUGAGAGCAAAUAAGAAUGACUGUGACCUAGCUGAAGAACCAGUUUGUACUAAAUUAACUCUUGAAUUAAAUGGAUUAUCUAAAUAGCAGAAGUUUAUGGUUUGUCAUUUAAGUCUAAAAUAAUGUACAAAGGCACAAUUAUGCAUAACUAUUUGGAAAUCAUAUAUAUGUACAUAUUACAGGUUGCUUCAAUUGUUUGAAUCACACAGUUUCUGUUAGACCCUCACACUAAUAAUUUAGUUGUACUCAUGGAUGACUGUGACGAGGAUCUAUAAGCAAUACUGUUUGUAGGUUGGCUACAGGAUUUGUAGUAACUUAAGUGGAAACAAGGGAUUAUUUCUUCCUGUAAGCCUUACUAGACAUGAACUUUUUUUUUGGCUGCUUGACCAUUCAAUUUAUGAUGUGGCACAAGGUUUGUCAACAGAAUUAAACAGUACUCGUGCCAUUACUCUUUUCUGGUUGGCUCAUGUAGGAUUAGCAAGUAGUUUGAAAGAUUCAUUUACUGUCAGCGUGAUUAGGUGAUCUUUUUCUCCACAUGCUGCAUCAUUUAGUAGCAAAAGUGACUGCUUCUAGUCCCCCCCCCCCCCCCCCCCCCCAAGAUCAUCAACCCAAAUUGCAGCAGAAUAAUUUUCAUAUUAGUUGACUCAAAUUAUAUAGAUAACUUCCACUCUAGCAACUUGCUGAUGAUCCACUUGAUUUUAUUAUAGCUCAUUCUGUGGAUUGGUUCAGUGCUGUGUGAUUUAUUGAUUUACACUCCUUAUUUGAUUUACACUCAAAGAACCUUCUUGCAUUGCAUCUUGAUAUAGAAAUUUCACUUGUUAGACAUGUUUAUUUUGUUUCAGUUACGAUGUCAAAGCUUGUCUUCAAACAGAGGCCUUGUUUCUAGAAUUUUUCUUUGUUAAAAAAUUAACCAAAAUUUAGCAUUGUUGUUCCUCUUUGUAAUCCUAGUUUAGUCAUGUUUAUCAUAAUCGAGAUUUCUGAUUGUAUGUAAGUUUCUUAUGGGGAAACCAAAGUGUACAAAAGUUGUGUCAAACAUUUCUAUGCACUGUUUCGCUUAAUCGUCAAUAUAUUUAUUAUGUUCCUGGACUUUUAUACAUGAACGGUAUAGCUCAUGAUGCUUGGUUAGGUAUGAGGCAUGGAUUAGUGAGAUGGGCACUUAUUUCUAUGGCCAUGGGUACUCAUGUUAGCAUAUCAAUGACAUUGUUCUGUGCACCACGCUGUUGCACACAUAUUAUCUGAGGAAGCUUGCACUUUCCUCUACAUGCAAAUGCAGUUUGGAAAGAAGCAUCAGCAGACUGACACGUUUCUGAGCUUGAAAUUUAAAUCAAUUAGCUUGAGAAACUUGGUACAACAGCAAUAGCAAAAGAUAUGAGGAAGUGGAAGUUGCCAGGAUGCCAAAACAUUUUGUAUCUUCACAUUUGUGUGGAAUGAGUAGUGAUUUGGUUACGGGUGAUUGAGAUGACAAAAAAUUUUGUAUCUUCACAUUUGUGUCGGAAUGAAUGGUGAUUUGGUUAUGAGUGAUUGAAUUGAAUAUGUAUUUCCUCCAAACCUCUGGCUCAGGUGUUUGGUGUUUGUAAAGAUGGUGAUUGAAUUGUGAGUCAUCCUCGUUCUACAAUGUUAAUCUCUAUUCUGAAGGUUCUUUGUGAA